This is a messenger RNA of Aspergillus puulaauensis, 1719 nucleotides long. Its product is annotated as GMC family oxidoreductase. The record is from RefSeq and is a predicted model, not a curated record. The transcript is spliced from 3 exons. The coding region runs from base 1 to 1719 and encodes 572 amino acids. Gene Ontology annotation, molecular function: oxidoreductase activity, acting on CH-OH group of donors; flavin adenine dinucleotide binding. NCBI's taxonomy places the organism in Eukaryota, Fungi, Ascomycota, Eurotiomycetes, Eurotiales, Aspergillaceae.
AUGGACACCCCGUUUGACUUCGUCGUCGUCGGCAGCGGCCCUGCUGGCAGUACCGUCGCCUCCAAGCUCGCCAAUUCGCCCAAGGCACCGACAGUGCUGCUCCUCGAAGCCGGUGGACUCAAUGCAGACCCCAACCUCCGAGUCGACGGCCAGCGCUGGCUCACCUUCCAGAACCAAGACAUGAACUGGGGGUACAAAACAACGCCGCAGGAGCACUGCAACAACCGCGAGAUCGACUACUCGCGCGGCCGCGGAAUGGGAGGCUCCAGCGCCAUCAACUUCGGCGUGUACAGCGUCGGCGCCCGCGACGACUACAACGAGUGGGCGCGCCUCGUCGGCGACGAUGCCUUCCGCUGGGAGCCCGUGCAGGCGCGGUUCAAGGCGCUCGAGACGUUCCACGCGGGCGUCCCAGCUGGUCUGGAUGCGAAGUAUGCGGCGCCCGCGGCGGACGACCAUGGCAGCGCUGGCCCGCUGCAUGUUGGGUUUGCGCAGGAGUGGGAGCGUGAUCUGCCUGAGCUGCUGGAUGUCUUUGAGCAGGCUGGGUUUCCUCUCAAUCCGGAUCAUAACUCGGGCAAUCCGAUCGGGAUGUCGGUUUUGAUCAACUCGGCUGCGAAUGGACGGCGCUCUACGGCGGCGGAUCUGCUGCAGCCCACGCCGAAGAAUUUGACUGUUGUCACGAAUGCCCCGGUGCAGCGGCUGGUGCUGGAGGGUAAGAAGGCUGUCGGUGUUGAGGCGGAUGGAAAGAAAUACUACGCUGCAAAAGAAGUCGUCCUGUGCGCUGGAUCGCUGGAGGACCCUCGGAUCCUGAUGCACUCUGGUAUUGGACCUGCUCAGCAGCUUGAUGAAUUCAAAAUCCCCGUUGUCCUUGACGCCCCUGCUAUCGGACAGGGCUUAAAAGACCAUUGCUUCGUGCCCAUCGUCAACACGCGCGUCGAGAACAGCACGCAGCGUCGAGAGUUUUACGGCGACGAAGAAGCCAUGGCCAGCGCUCUGGAGCAAUGGAAGAAGGACGGAUCAGGGCCGUGGUCCAAGUUCGCCUGCGAGCUGGGCAUUGGGUGGUUCAAGCUCGACCGUCUGACUUCCUCUGCGGAAUUCCAGGCGCUUCCUGAAGAGCAGAAGCAAUUCCUGCUGCAGACCACAGUUCCUCACUACGAGGUCCUCACCCAUUUCCCCAUCCACUGGUUCAUUCCGGACUUUGCGAAGGAGGCCCUGAACUACUCCUGUCUGCUUGUCUUCCUAUUCAAUAGUCAGGUUAACGGCGAGGCUGUACUGCAGUCGUCAGACCCUAAUACGCCGCUCAAGUUCGAUCCCAAGUUCCUGUCGCACGAAUUCGACCGCCGCACAGCAAUCGAGGCCCUGCGUGAUUCGUUGCGUAUUGCGCAGUAUGAUGGUUACACGAAGGAUAACGUGCAGCAGUUGGCUGGUCCAAAGUCCGACUCGGAUGAGGACUUGCUGGAAUACUGGCGCGAGAAUAUCUCGUCGAGCUGGCAUAUGACAGGCACGGUCAAGAUGGGCAGGCCAGGAGAUGCAAACGCCGUCGUCGACAAGGACUUCCGCUUUAUGGGCAUUGAUAACCUGCGAGUGGCGGAUAUGAGUGUUGUUCCAGUGUUGUCGAACUGCCACGUUCAGGCUGUGGCGUAUGUGACUGGAGCUACAGCUGCAGACAAGCUGAUCAGGGAGUAUGAUUUGGCUGGGACUACAAGCCUGGGAAAGCUAUAG